Olea europaea var. sylvestris is the source of this 1530-nucleotide messenger RNA. RefSeq names its product LRR receptor-like serine/threonine-protein kinase FLS2. Gene Ontology annotation, molecular function: protein binding. The transcript is spliced from 3 exons. Bases 1 to 1530 code for a protein of 509 amino acids. The record is from RefSeq and is a predicted model, not a curated record. Lineage: Eukaryota; Viridiplantae; Streptophyta; Magnoliopsida; Lamiales; Oleaceae.
AUGGAGGAUGGCAUUAGGUGCAUAGAAAAGGAGAAAGAAGCUCUUCUCAAGUUCAAAGAUGAGCUUAUUGAUGAAGAUAGCCGACUCUCUUCUUGGGGAAAUGAAAAAUAUAAGAACGAUUGCUGCAAAUGGAGUGGUGUCAAUUGUGAUAAUCAAAAUAAUCAUAUUGUUGAGUUGGAUCUUGGUGGUAUGUUUCUAAGAGGUAACAUUAGCGUCUCAUUGCUUGAAAUACAACAUUUGAAAUAUCUAGACCUCAGUGAGAAUGAUUUCAAUUAUAGCAUGAUUCCACAAUUCAUAGGAGAAAUUCCACAUCAUCUUGGCAACCUUUCUGAAUUGAAUUCUCUUUAUCUUUGCUCAUUUGAAGAUGGUUCACUUACUAGCACAAAUCUUGAUUGGCUUUCUCGACUUCAUUCAUUAAGAAACCUGUCCAUGUUUUCUGUUAACCUCACAAUGGCUACCGAUUGGUUACAAGCAAUAACUAAGCUUACUAAGCUUCAAAAUCUAGAAUUAGAUUCAUGUAACCUGCCAAUGCUUCUGGAUUGUUUUGCAAACCUGCGAAAUUUGUUUUAUCUUAAUCUAGCGCAUAAUAAUUUCUCUGGAAAGAUCCCAUCAAUAAAUGUCACCUCAUCAUUGCACUUACAAAACAAUAGUUUCACUGGAGAAAUUCCAACAUUUUUGAGAAAUUGUACUUCCUUGACUUUUAUUGAUCUUUCCCAAAAUAAGUUGAUUGGUAAUAUACCUAUAUGGGUGGGAGAUACUUGGACUUAUUUGGUCUUUCUGAGUCUCAGGUCCAAUGAGUUCUUUGGUAGUAUUCCUUCCAAUUUGUGUCGUCUUGCAGACUUACAAGUGUUGGACCUCUCUUUAAACAAGAUUUCUGGUGGUAUACCAAAAUGCUUAAACAAUCUCACUGCUAUGAUUCAAGUGGAUUCUGAGUUUGACAGGGCAUUUUUUCUUCCAUACGAAGGAGGAUUUGAGAGUGCAUUUGUAACAUGGAAAGGAAAGGAGGCCGAGUACAUAAAUACUCUUAAGCUGGUGAAACUCAUUGAUCUUUCGAGCAACAAUUUAGUAGGUGACGUUCCCGUGGAAAUUACAAGUCUUGUAACAUUAGUUGGAUUGAACCUUUCAAGAAACAACCUAUCUGGAUUCCUUCCUCUUAAUAUUGAACGAUUAAGGUCUUUGGAUUUUCUUGAUUUUUCAAGAAACCACUUCUCUGGUGGUAUUCCCAUUGGUGUUUCUCAAUUGGAUGAACUUGGAGUGUUAGAUUUGUCGUACAACAACUUGUCUGGCAAAAUUCCACAAAGCAUUCAUUUACAAACUUUCAAUGCUUCUGCAUUCGAGGAAAACCAUGAACUUUGUGGCCUUCCACUUGCAAAAGCUUGUCCAGAAGAUGAAAUUGCUCAAGUUCCAAAGAUCAGUUAUAAUGUUGAUAAUGAAUUGGUUGCUUGUAAAGAUAGCCAUUUACAAAAUCCGUCUCAGAGAAGCACCCAAAUUUGUAAAAUUUUAGCUUGUGCGAUAUUGUCUACUAUCUAA